This is a messenger RNA of Bursaphelenchus okinawaensis, 432 nucleotides long. NCBI's taxonomy places the organism in Eukaryota, Metazoa, Nematoda, Chromadorea, Rhabditida, Aphelenchoididae. The record is from the annotation of a GenBank genome assembly.
AUGUAUACACAUCUGAACAAGAUACAUAAAAUGCAUGACGACGAAAUAAGAAGGUAAGUGGAGACAUUAGUGUAUUAAUAUUUUUAAUUAUUUAGUGUUGCGUAUCCGCUGCUCCCAGACGACCCACUCGCCCGUGCUCAUGUUGAGAACACAAUGGAUAACAAUUCGAGAAACGAAGCCAGUCAGCUCAAAGAACCCUCGUCUAAUGACAACAAUGAGUACAUCAAAGGCUUCCUCGACGGGUUUGUUGCGGGCAAUCUAGUACAUAAUCGUAAAUAAUUAAGUUCUGGAUAAAAUUUACUUUAGUGUGAUAUUUUGGUUUUUUAAAAAUAUAUUAUAGUUUCCCUAACCAAUAAAUUUUAACAGAUGUUACUAUUUUUCUCCAAUUUCAAGCUUGAAAACACGAACUUUAGCGGAAUCAUUCUACCCUAA